UCGACAUGGGUAAAAUAACCAAGAAAAUUACCAACAAUAAUCAACGAAAGGGUCAAAACAAAAAGGAAAGCGAAGAGAUACCGCCAAAGACAAAUAUUCGUUCUGUAAAACGCCCAAGGAUUACUUCUAUACCAAAAAAUGAAAUUCCGAUGGCUCCGGAAAUCAUCAUUCCUUCAAAUGAAACUACGAUGGUUCCAGAAAUCAUCAUUCCUUCAAAUGAAACUCCGAUGGUUCCAGAAAUCAUCAUUCCUUCAAAUGAAACUCCGGUGGUUCCAGAAAUCAUCAUUCCUUCAAAUGAAACUCCGAUGGUUCCGGAAAUCAUCAUUCCUUCAAUACCGAUUCCUAUUUUAAAUAAUAAACAUGAAUCAGUGAAGAUGCCAUUACCAAAUUUUGACACACAUUCAGAUGAUGAUCACGCACAUCCAGAUGUUCAGGAAUGUUCAAAGGAUGAUCCGGCAAAUCCAAAUACUCAAAAACAUUCAAAUGAAAAUCAACCGACUCCAGACGUUCAACAAGCACGUACAAGUGAAGAUCACGCACAUCCAAAUCUUCAACAAUCACGUCAAGCAAGUCCAAAUGUUCAGGAUGAUCCGGCACAUCAAAAUGUUCAGAUACAUCUAAAUGAAGAUCAGCCAAUUACAGAUGUUCAGCCAUCAAGUUCAAAGGAUGAUCAGGAUGUUCAUAACCAUUUAAAUGAAGACCAGCCAAUCACAGACGUUCAGCAAACACGUCCAAAUAUUCAAACACGUCAGGAUGUUCGGAAACGUCCAAAAGAAGCACGUCAAAAUGUUCAAGGACGUCCAAAUGUUCAAGGUCGUUCAAAUGUUCAAGGACGUUCAAAUCUUCAGGGACGUCAAAAUAUUCAGGCAGGUUCAAAUCUUCAGACACAUCCAACAAAUCUUCAAGCUCAAGACCUUCAGGCAAACCUUCAGACACAUUCACCAAAUCUUCAAGCACGUCAAAAUGUUCAAGAACUUUCAUAUGUUCACAUAAAUCCAAAUGCUCAGCCAAAUAUUCAAGGACGUUCAUAU
Funneliformis geosporum is the source of this 1031-nucleotide messenger RNA. Lineage: Eukaryota; Fungi; Glomeromycota; Glomeromycetes; Glomerales; Glomeraceae. The record is from the annotation of a GenBank genome assembly.